Myxozyma melibiosi is the source of this 813-nucleotide messenger RNA. Its product is annotated as Med18 protein-domain-containing protein. Gene Ontology annotation, cellular component: mediator complex; core mediator complex. Lineage: Eukaryota; Fungi; Ascomycota; Lipomycetes; Lipomycetales; Lipomycetaceae. The record is from RefSeq and is a predicted model, not a curated record. Gene Ontology annotation, biological process: termination of RNA polymerase II transcription; regulation of transcription by RNA polymerase II. The transcript has a single exon. Bases 1 to 813 code for a protein of 270 amino acids. Gene Ontology annotation, molecular function: transcription coregulator activity.
AUGUCCUCUCUACAACAGCUCUCACUCUACGCAACAGUCCAGUCCUCCAAAAUCCCCCAGCUUCUCUUCACAGUCUCCGCCCUGACCGGCAUGCGCCCGCUCGACCUGCGGCAGCAGCACAUCAUCUUCUCGCCCACAAUAUCAGGACACGGGCCCGGCUCGUCUGCUGGUGUGGCCGGCGGUCCCGCGGGCGCUGUCAGUCCGCUCGAGUCUUCGCGGAUAGAUGUCUCGAGAGAGAUGCCGGAGGCGGCAGCAGCGGCGGAGGACGGGGUCGGCAAGAGCGAGGCGCCGGAGUGGACGUUGACGAUACCUACGAUCCCAGAGUCUGGCAAGAAACCGGUGCAGGUGCAAGCAGUCUCGAAGACCACGUUCCGCAAGUCUGAAGAGGCACAGGCCGACAACACAUCCACACUCUUUCGAUUUCUGCGGGCACUCAACUACGCUUAUGCAUACGACUACCUGGAAAAAGGCUACCUCUUCGUCCACAACGGCAUCGUCAUCAUCAAGCUCUCGCAGAUCGCACCCCAGAAACCGUUACAAUUACACGAGAUCCCCGUCGGCGGCGACGGCGACUUGGCCGCGGGCACGGUCGCCAACGGGAGGCGGUUCGAGAAUGCAAAGUUUGUGAAUACGUGGGUCAUGCACGCCUACGUCGAGGUCGUCACGGGGCCAGAGACGGUCGGGGAUGAUCUGGAAAAGGUCAAGAUCGCGAUCGAGAGGUUGGAGAGCUUGAAGGCUGAGUUGAGCGGGAUCGUAGAGUUGGAGAUUCCGGAUCGGGCGUUAUUGGAUCCGCGGGUACAGCUACGGCGGUGA